AUGGCUGGCCCGAACUUUGAAGCUCUGAGAAAUUUGCACAACUCUGCCAAUGAUCUUCUCCACUCUCCUAUCAUUCAACAAGCUCUGGUUCGCAACAGUCAAGAAAAAUGGGUUCAUGAGGUUUCAGAAGCAUCUCUUAGACUGUUGGAUGUGUGCAGCAUUUCGAAAGAUGUUCUUCUUCUUGUGAAAGAGCAUCUGCAGGACCUGCAGUUCACUUUACGCAGAGUGAACAGCUCAAGUGAAGAAGAUAUUGGGAGCAAAAUGACGGCCUACAAUUUCUAUAGGAACAAGUUGAAGAAGGAGACCCUCAAGUGCUUGAGUUCUUUGAAAGGCCGCAGCCGUCCGAUGAAGAAGAAUGCCUCCAUCGUUAGCUUGGAGCUUUGCCCUAUAGACCAGAACCUUACGCUUGUUGUGGAUGUGCUAAGACAAGUUAGGGUCACCACAGUUUCAAUUGUGGAGACUUUGCUGUCCCUCAUUUCCAUACCCUGGCUGGAUGGGAAAUCAACUAGUAGAAGUAGCACUGCUUCUUUCAGAUUCAUGUCCAAGUUAAUGUGUGGGAGGAGCCAAAAAGUACAUGAUCUAUGCGAUGCAACAGCGCUUCAGAGUGCAAAUGCAAGGUUGGAUGCUGUGGAGAUUGCCAUUGAAGAUCUUCAAGUUGAGUUGGAGUGCAUGUUCAGGCGCUUGAUCGACACCAGAGUUGCACUUCUAAACAUCCUUACCAACUAG
Fragaria vesca subsp. vesca is the source of this 726-nucleotide messenger RNA. RefSeq lists its product as uncharacterized. NCBI's taxonomy places the organism in Eukaryota, Viridiplantae, Streptophyta, Magnoliopsida, Rosales, Rosaceae. The record is from RefSeq and is a predicted model, not a curated record. The transcript has a single exon. Bases 1 to 726 code for a protein of 241 amino acids. Gene Ontology annotation, biological process: shoot system development; root development.